Urocitellus parryii (Arctic ground squirrel) is the source of this 745-nucleotide messenger RNA. It is a transcript of the gene Phlda2, whose product is annotated as pleckstrin homology like domain family A member 2. Gene Ontology annotation, biological process: placenta development; positive regulation of apoptotic process. The record is from RefSeq and is a predicted model, not a curated record. Lineage: Eukaryota; Metazoa; Chordata; Mammalia; Rodentia; Sciuridae. Gene Ontology annotation, molecular function: phosphatidylinositol phosphate binding.
GCGCACAGCCGGCGCCGCCACCGCCACCGCCCGAGCGCUCGCCCGACAUGAAGACCCCCGGCGAGGUGCUGCGCGAGGGCGAGCUGGAGAAGCGCAGCGACAGCCUGUUCCAGCUGUGGAAGAAGAAGCGCGGCGUGCUCACCCCCGACCGCCUGCGCCUCUUCCCCGCCGGGCCCGGCGCGCGCCCCAAGGAGCUGCGCUUCCACUCCAUCCUCAAGGUGGACUGCGUGGAGCGCACGGGCAAGUACGUCUACUUCACCAUCGUCACCACCGACCGCAAGGAGAUCGACUUCCGCUGCGCCGGCGAGAGCUGCUGGAACGCGGCCAUCACUCUGGCGCUUAUCGACUUCCAGAACCGCCGCGCCCUGGAGGACUUCCGCAGCCGCCAGGAGCGCGCCGCGCCCGCCGCGCAGCCCGAGCCCGCCUCGGCCCGUGCGCCCUGAGCCCGCGCCGCGAGCCACACCGGACCAGUCUGGCCGAACCGGCCGCAUGGCCGUGUUGAGCAGGAGCCCAAGGGGUGCCCGGGACGGCGGGAGCUCGGGCGGGCGGUACACCGCUGACCACGCGAGGACAAGGCGCCGCUUUCCUGCCCCAUAGAGGAGGACGUUCCCGUGCGUGCGGAACCUCGCCCCGCUGCGCGGGCGCAUUAACUUAUUGGACUAUCUAUAUAUUUAUUUUGAUGUUAUUUGUUGUCAAACGUUCUGUCUUUAAUAUUUUGUUUUUGCAACCAUGUGCCCAUUCCAAA